Molecule: messenger RNA, 819 nt
Organism: Neltuma alba
Lineage: Eukaryota; Viridiplantae; Streptophyta; Magnoliopsida; Fabales; Fabaceae
Product: B3 domain-containing protein At2g33720-like
Exons: 2
Coding region: 1-648 (215 amino acids)
Molecular function (GO): DNA binding
Source: RefSeq, a predicted model, not a curated record
AUGAACACAAAGAAUGAAGCCUCACUCUUCACAAUUCACAAGUCUCUCACAAAAAUCCUAGUCCCAUCCGACUCUGCGAUCCAUCCAUCGGCUUUAGCAGCAACAUUACUUCCCUUAAUUUUACAAUCCACCGCACGUGCAAUUGAAUCUGUCAGAGACAAACUAAUAAAGGAAACACAGCACCGGCUCCGAGGAGUCGAGAACGGGAAGGAGAAGGUUGAAGAAGGAAGGAAGUCAAGGAGCAGCAAGAAAGGAUCAUCAGUGUCGACAGCUCUGAAGCUGUACGAGGACCCAUGGAAGAUAAAGAAGACGCUGACGGAGAGCGAUCUGGGAAUCCUGAGCAGGCUGCUGCUGGCGGCGGACAUGGUGAAGAGGCACAUUCUGCCUAUGCUGGGAGGUGAAGGCGCAAGAGCCGCAGAGAGCGAAGAAGGAACGCAGGUUAGGGUUUGGGACACGGACACCAAAUCCAUGCACCAGCUGCUGCUGAAGCGGUGGUCGUCUUCAAAGAGCUAUGUUCUGAUCGGCAAGUGGAGUCAGGAUUUCGUGAGGCGGAGGGAAUUGAAGAAAGGCGAUGAGAUUGGCUUCUACUGGGACCCAUAUACCUCCCUCUUCAACUUCUGUGUUCUUAAGCGCGCUAAUGGCUCUUAGUUAAAUCUACCAGAAUGACAUAUAUAUCCGUAGACAUAUAUUAUAGAUAGUAUUUCUGUUUGUAGCGAUUGAUCUUUCAGAAAUUCCUACUUCGCCGCAUUACUAUCUCUAUGUAUGUGAUCCUAUUUUUCCAGUAUAUUCACACAUCCACUGAUGAUGCUUUUGUUGGUA